AAUCAAAUACAAAAGAAAGUUGAACAACGGAAGCUUGAUCAUAUAUUAUAUAUAACUCUUCUCUUCGUUUUUGUUGUAUUAAUAAUCAAAUACAUACAGAUAGAUCAUAUAAACCGAUAGUUGUGUGAUGGACACGUUCUACAUAUCACAUGGAGCUCCGACGUUGGCCAUUGAUGAGUCGCUGCCCGCCAGACAUUUCUUGAAGACUUGGCAAGAGCAAGGGUUAACGAAGAAACCCAAUUCAGUUCUCAUAAUAUCUGGCCACUGGGAGACCGAUGUUCCCACUGUCAAUGUUGUUCAAAAGAACGACAUCAUCUAUGACUUCUAUGGCUUCCCAAGCCAAAUGUACAAGCUCAAGUAUCCGGCACCAGGGGCUCCAGAAUUGGCAAAGAGAGUGAAGGAACUGCUGACAGCUUCAGGCUUCCAAGAUGUUAAAGAAGAUACAAAACGUGGGCUUGACCAUGGAGCGUGGAUUCCAAUGAUGCUAAUGUAUCCAGAGGCCGAUAUACCAGUGUGCCAACUCUCAGUUCAAACAAAUAAAGACGGAACUUAUCAUUACAAUAUGGGGAAGGCAUUGGCCCCUCUCAGAGAGGAAGGUGUCCUCAUUAUUGGUUCCGGAAGUGCUGUGCAUAACCUGAGGGCUAUAAGAUCUAGUAGCAAUAUUGUUCCUUCAUGGGCUCAGGAAUUUGAUACCUGGCUUAAAGAUACUCUCCUUGAAGGAAGAUACGAGGAUGUGAAACACUAUGAAGAGAAGGCACCAAAUCCAAAAAUGGCUCAUCCUUGGCCAGACCAUUUUUAUCCAUUACAUGUAGCUAUAGGUGCCGCCGGCGAAACUGCAAAGGCACAACUCAUUCACAGUAGUUGGCAAGGCGGUACUCUUUCUUAUGCCUCCUACAAGUUCACAACACCCGCUUAAACUCCCAUUGUAAAAGUAAAACUGUGUUGUAGCCUCUUUGAUACAUAUUCCAUUUUCAUUUCUGAAUUUAUAAUAUUACGUUUUAGUGAAGAAGAUAAAGAUUGAUAUUAUAAUUCAUGAUCCGGUAUCUUUGUAUCAUUGUGAAAAUAUUGUUUUUACUGGAUUAUAAGAACAUUGGGGACUUCA
Pistacia vera is the source of this 1102-nucleotide messenger RNA. Its product is annotated as 4,5-DOPA dioxygenase extradiol-like. Gene Ontology annotation, molecular function: ferrous iron binding; oxidoreductase activity, acting on single donors with incorporation of molecular oxygen; zinc ion binding. The transcript has 3 exons. Bases 128 to 916 code for a protein of 262 amino acids. The record is from RefSeq and is a predicted model, not a curated record. Lineage: Eukaryota; Viridiplantae; Streptophyta; Magnoliopsida; Sapindales; Anacardiaceae.